Messenger RNA from Dendronephthya gigantea, 1658 nucleotides. RefSeq names its product ADP-ribose glycohydrolase ARH3-like. Bases 160 to 1323 code for a protein of 387 amino acids. Lineage: Eukaryota; Metazoa; Cnidaria; Anthozoa; Malacalcyonacea; Nephtheidae. The transcript is spliced from 9 exons. The record is from RefSeq and is a predicted model, not a curated record.
CAAGGAUAAAUAAAUGGCUGAGGCAAGCUGCAAUUCUGAAGGCUUCUUCCACGUUACACCCAAGACAGACUGUCCCCACGUCCAGUGAAAGAAAAAUCCACAAGUUCGAGUCAGACUAUAGAAACACAUCUUGGUUCAUCGUUUAAUUACACUUCUCUAAUGGAUGCGAAAAGUAAAAGUGACAUCUCUGAGAAACCAUCGUCUGCCAUUCAGCCUUCCGCAGGAAACACUCCGGAUGAUCAAAGAAAGUCAAAACUCGAAGAAGGGGCCACUGCUUUGACAGAGACUAGUAAAACUAAGGCUGCUGACAGCGUAGUGUUGGUUAACCAAAUAAAAGGAGUGUUGUAUGGAAACUGUAUUGGUGAUGCCAUUGGUUUAUUAACAGAAUUCAUGGAUAAACAGGAGGCUCAGUUGAGCUAUGGUGUUGGCGCUGACUUGGAAUACAAACAAAAGGUUUUCGAUGGCCAUCGCUGUCACUGGAAGGAAGGUGACUGGACAGAUGACUCCGAUCAAAUGAUCCUUAUUCUCAGAACAUUAGUUCAUAAUCAUGGAAAAUUUGAUGAAAAAGACUUUGCAAACAAAUUGAAAUAUUGGGUGCGCCACGGAUAUCCAGAACUUGGAGAUACAGGCGGUUGUGGUCUUGGGAGAACAACAGCUUCUGUUCUCAGCCACAGAGAUUUCUUGAAAGACCCUCACAGGGCUGCCAGAGAUGUAUGGGAAGGUAGUGGUAGAUACAUUGCUCCCAAUGGAGGAGUGAUGCGAACCUCAAUUCUUGGCACCAUGGAGUUUUAUGACUUAGACAAAGUUAUUGAAAAUACAAAAAAUGCUUGUAUGGUCACUCAUGCUGACCCCAGAUGUAUUGCAUCGUGUGUUGCUGUUACCAUAGCAAUAGCGUUGAUGUUGCAACGUAAAUUUGAGCUAAAUAAUGGAGAACAAAAUGUAGAGGAAAUUAUGAAAGUUGCAUAUUGCUAUGCGGAGAAAGAAAUUAAGGAUCCACAACAUAAAAAAGAAUUAAAAGAGCACAUGUUUGCAGAGUCUCUUGACAAACUCGAGUUAGACUCACAAAGGGCUAUUGGUUAUACAUUCAAAUGUAUGGGUGCUGGUUUCUGGGCUUUCAGACAGAAAAAUUUCAGGGAAGCCAUACAAGCGAUAACAAUGGAGGCUGGUGACGCAGACACAAACUGUGCAGUUGCAGGUGCUUUGCUGGGCUGCAAAGUUGGAUUUAAGAAAUUACCUGAAUCCUGGGUGAAUGGUCUUUAUAAUCGAGAAUGGUUGGAAAAGGAAAUUAAAAGGUACUUCGAAAUACUCGCAUUGAAAUACUAAAGAAUUCGUUCGCGCAUGCAGCCUCCACGUGCUUGUUCGCACCACAUCGAUGUAUCCAUGUUCUAUUAUUUCUGUUUUCUACUGUACUAUUGUAUUGAAAAGCGCUUUAAUAUGCAAAAUAUCAAAGUGUAGUCGGCUAUCUAAACACGUGUCGUGGCGAGUAUCAAUUAAAUAGCAAAGUAUAUUAGGUAGCAAAGAUAUUUAGUUUUUAGUUAAUUACCUUGAAACAUUUUACUUAAUUAAGUUCUGUAGCAAUGUUAAAUAAAUAAAAUAUUUCAAAAAUAGCAUUUCUAUUGACCGUAUUGUUAAAUAUAUAUGACUCAAACAGAAAAAAG